Molecule: messenger RNA, 954 nt
Organism: Ustilaginoidea virens
Lineage: Eukaryota; Fungi; Ascomycota; Sordariomycetes; Hypocreales; Clavicipitaceae
Exons: 3
Coding region: 1-954 (317 amino acids)
Biological process (GO): carbohydrate metabolic process
Molecular function (GO): chitin binding; hydrolase activity, acting on carbon-nitrogen (but not peptide) bonds
Source: RefSeq, a predicted model, not a curated record
AUGAGAGUCGUCCAUCUCGCCCUGCUGCUGCAGGUCGCAUGCGCAGGCAGCCUGGGUUCCCGUCAAGGCAAACGAUGCGGCAUCGACCAAGGAAGAGCAGCAUGUCCCAAAGGCCUCUGCUGCUCCAAGGAAGGCUGGUGCGGCAACGGGUUCGAAUACUGCUCCUCCCCAGCCUGCCAAGUCGACUACAGCGACAGCUGCGACGGCAACAUUCGCCCCCCGGGCCCGAGCACCAGAGACGCAGACAGAGGCAAGCUCGGCUCGGUGCCGUACGGAGAGGCAAUCUACCACUGCGAGCAGUACGGGGUGAUUGCCCUGACGUACGACGACGGUCCGUACGAAUACACGUCGCAUCUGCUGGAUCUCCUGCAAAAGCACCAGGCAAAAGCAACGUUUUUCGUGACGGGCAACAACCUGGGCAAGGGCCGCAUCAACGACGCCUCGCUCCCGUGGCGCAGCCUCAUCCUGCGCAUGGAGCGCGAAGGCCACCAGAUUGCCUCGCACACCUGGUCGCACCAGCGGCUGCCGCUCGUCUCGGACGCUCAGCUCGACAACCAGGUCAUUUACAACGAGAUCGCGCUGGCGGACAUCCUCGGCUACUUCCCCACGUAUCUCCGUCCGCCGUACUCUGCCAGCGACGACAGGGUGGACAGCCGGCUGGGGGAGCUGGGGUACCACGUCACCUAUUUCAACCUCGACACGGAGGGGUACCUGCACGAUUCGGGGGAGGCCAUUGGCAUCUCCAAGGGGAUAUGGGACGGGGCGGUGGAGGGCAAGGACGCGGGCGGGACGAAGUGGUUGGGCAUCGAGCACGACACGGUGUACCAGAGCGUGUACAACCUGACCGAGUAUAUGCUGGAGUCGUUGGUCCGGAACGGGUUUAGGAGCGUGACGGUGGGCGAGUGCCUGGGGGAUCCCGAGGAGAACUGGUACCGGAGGGUUGGUGAUGCGUGA